This is a messenger RNA of Hippocampus comes (tiger tail seahorse), 487 nucleotides long. It is a transcript of the gene rps27.1, whose product is annotated as ribosomal protein S27, isoform 1. Gene Ontology annotation, molecular function: structural constituent of ribosome. Gene Ontology annotation, biological process: translation. The record is from RefSeq and is a predicted model, not a curated record. The transcript has 4 exons. Gene Ontology annotation, cellular component: ribosome. The coding region runs from base 108 to 362 and encodes 84 amino acids. Lineage: Eukaryota; Metazoa; Chordata; Actinopteri; Syngnathiformes; Syngnathidae.
UCGCACUGAAGUCAACACUUCCGGCUUGGGGCUAAACGCAAGCGCGGAUAUCAGGGCCUCGCUUCCGGUUGUGCCUCCUUUUCGGCAGCGGCUAUUUCCUCGCCAACAUGCCACUCGCGAAAGACUUGUUGCAUCCAUCUCCAGAGGAGACAAGGAGGAGGCACAAGAAGAAGCGCCUUGUUCAGAGUCCCAACUCUUACUUUAUGGAUGUCAAAUGUCCAGGAUGCUACAAGAUCACAACAGUGUUCAGCCACGCGCAGACGGUCGUGUUGUGCGUCGGCUGCUCGACAGUCUUGUGUCAGCCCACCGGAGGAAAAGCACGCCUCACAGAGGGGUGCUCGUUUAGGAGGAAGCAGCACUAAAAUGUUUCCGGUUCGACCAAGGGACAGAUUGUGGGAAAAGGAUUGCCACCGCGGCACAAUUAACCACUGUACCGCCACCACCACCAUGUUCCUUGUUUCUCAAUAAAAUGUUUUGGCUAAAUGAA